AUGCCAACACUUGACUUAUCCCCCCUGUCCGGUCCGCUCAUGCUGGCGUUCAUGAUCAGUUACAUGUUAUACGGUGUUUCCAUGGUUCAAAUAUUUUUCUACCACGUCCAUUAUCCGAAGGAUAAACUACAAUUAAAGAUCCUGGUCUGGCUUGUAUUCAUACUGGAAACCGCCACGACGAUUGUCAUUGGCAUCCUCGGGUGGUCCAUGUUCGGCAAAGGCUUUGGGAAUCCCUUGAGCUUGAUGGACGUGGAUCCUACCAUGGCGGCACUGCCGUUCAUCAACGGAAUAGUCGCAUCGAUUGUUCAAAACUUUCUGUCUUGGCGGAUUUACAAACUCACGUCGAUAAUAUGGCUGCCCGCUAUCAUAUCCGUUAUUUCCCUAGUCGGGUGUGGCUUUUCCUUCUUCUACGGUGCAAGAAUCCUACAAUUAGGACUGCACUUCGAGUCCACGUUUGUAGUGGCUACAUAUGUGGACAUCUGGAUAACUUGUUCUGCGGUAAGCGAUGUACUUGCGACUACAGCUAUGGUGACGAUCCUCCUCAGAUCCAGCUCCAGUACCAUCUUCAAGACACGAAACGCAAUAAUAUCAAACCUUGUCAAGUUCACUGUGGAGACUGGCCUCAUCACCGCAAUAUGGGCCGUUGUCCAACUCGUUCUGUGGUUGAAGAUCCCACGACAGAACUUUCACUACAUCUUUUACUUCGGUAUUGCACGAUUAUACUCGAACUGGCUACUCGCUACCCUUAAUUCUCGCCUAUACAUUGCCUCGUCGGGACAAGUAAUCACUAUUGGUACCCAGCCCCCGGCGCGGCCAACCUUCUGGACGGAUCUCCCAAGGAUUCGGCCUGUGGACGAUAGUUGGCCUGAUAUGGAUAUGCGCCAUCUAGGUCCAGUGGUUCGGGUAAUGACGACGAAGGAAAUCAAAGAUGAUUUUCAAAUGAAUGUUAUAUCUAUAGGUCCCUCAGAGCGGACCGACAAUAGCACUAUAUAUGUCUGA
Pleurotus ostreatus (oyster mushroom) is the source of this 999-nucleotide messenger RNA. RefSeq lists its product as uncharacterized. Lineage: Eukaryota; Fungi; Basidiomycota; Agaricomycetes; Agaricales; Pleurotaceae. The record is from RefSeq and is a predicted model, not a curated record. The coding region runs from base 1 to 999 and encodes 332 amino acids. The transcript is spliced from 13 exons.